AUGCAUAUAAAUGGGCAGUAUAUGAUAGAGCAUGUAUGGUUUGCAUUCAUUUGUGAUUUUUUUUUUUUUUUUUUUUUUUUUAGGCCAGACCACUUGAAUGGACACAUCAAACAAGUACAUACAACAGAAAGACCUCACAAGUGUCAGACAUGCAAUGCUUCAUUUGCAACACGGGAUCGAUUGCGCUCUCACUUGGCAUGCCAUGAAGAGAAGAUACCUUGCCAAGUGUGUGGCAAGUACCUGAGGGCAGCAUACAUGGCAGAUCACUUAAAGAAGCACACCGAAGGACCAUCCAACUUCUGUGGCAUCUGUAACAGAGGUUUCUCUACUGCUUCCUACCUAAAGGUUCAUGUAAAAACACACCAUGGUGCUCCUGCUGCCCCGCUCCCUAUGAGUCAGUUGCCAGUCCCGAAUGGUGCAGCAGCAGUGUUCCAGAGCGACACGACGUGUAUCAUCAAAGACGAUCCAAAGUGUCCCCACCAGGAGCAGCAUGACAACUCGGAUUCCUUUGGGGACCUAUCUGAUGGCAGUGAACUCAAGUCACCAGACAAACUGAACCAGAAUGGCCCUUAUCCCUGCGAAGCCCUCAAGCCAGAUCCAGAGAUGGAGAGGAAAUACCCAUGCCCUGACUGUGGGUCAUGCUUCCGCUCCAAGUCUUACCUGAAUAAACACAUACAGAAAGCCCAUUUGAAACCAUUGGCUGGACCACUGGGAGACCUGGGUCCUGCACUGAGCUCCCCUUUCUCCCCACAACAGAACAUGUCGCUGCUGGAGUCUUUUGGGUUUCAAAUUGUCCAGUCUGCAUUUGCCUCUUCACUGGGGGAUUCAGAGAUGGAGCAGGGCCCCAUGAGUGUGGACGAUAAAUGAAUUUUAUUUUAAAAAUUAAGUAAAAAGCUUAAUUAGGGUAUGGAUUAGAAAAGCUACCCUCAUGUAGCUCUUAGGGGUGUUAUAGUGUGACAUGAAAUAUUAAAAGAGCCCCCCUUUUUUAAAAAUAGUUUUCAGACUGUAAAUUUGUAGCUGUUUAUGGUUUGUUUUCCUUUCCCUGUUUUAUAAUUAACAUGGAGUUUUAGCAGACAUUACAUUGUAACAAACGUAUGUUUCUGAACACUGGACUGCAGUAUUAAGCACAUAUGCCAUUGUACUGAUAAAGCUGUCUGCAGUGAAGUAUUGGGAUGUCGUUCCUCUCUUUUGUGAGGAUGUCCCACGUAAGUAUACUGUAGCCGAAUACUGAAUGGCGACUGGCUUUGUGCACCCUAACCCAAUAUAGAAGGAUCAAGAGGCGUCCCUCCAGCAUAAUGUCCUUGGUGCUUUCUCUUCAAAGGGCCCCAAAAGCUAAAUCUUGAGGUAACUUCAAGGAACGCUGUUAGCAUUUGUGCAGUUUUAUUUAUAUUUGAUCCCUACAUUCUUUAAUAUUGUACAUGCUUAUUUUUUUUUUUAACUGUUAUGACCACAUUACUGUUUUAACAAGUUGUCUGUCACAUGAUGUUACAGAAUUCUUUUGGUUGUUAUCAAGGCAUAAUUCACUUGAGUGUGCAGCCAUGACUGUAUUACUGUCUGAGUGGCUGCCGAUUGUAUGUUCCUUUUAGCAAGAAAAAUUCACUGGAUGCUGAUAAAGGAAUGUUAAUAUAGUGUGUAGCAGCAUCAGUCUAGUGGGUAAGCUGGUUCAACUUGUAGUACUACUCACAUUACAAGUUACAUGAAUUAAGUUCAUUGGAUUUAAAAAAGUCAUAAUCUUUUCUAAGGUGUCUAUAGAGAUAAAAGGUUAGUAUUUUUUUAAAUAUGUUACCCCCACCUAUGUUCCUCCACCUGAUGUAAUUUUCUUCUUUUCCUGGAAGAUGGGCCUUGCAGGAAGUGAGUGAGGGAUGAUGUUGUCAUGUCGUAAUAGAUUGCCUUGCACUUUUACUAAGUACUGAACUUUGUUAGCAAUUUAAAGAAGCAACAAGAAACUUUUCUGUGGCUGAGUAAGGGAAUUUGUUUGCUGCAGACUUCUAGCCAUGUAGCAUGAGAGACAGAGAAUAAAUGUAAUCAGUGCUGGUGUGCAAUAAUGACUAGCUAGCAACACAUACUACCUUCCACAUUGCUUUAUAAGCCCAUCCAUUUCCUGUUUGAAGGACACUGGAUAGGAGCUGGUGAUGGCAACUUUGUCACACUGUUGGUGCCAUUUUUAAAUGCCCAGACUGCUUGUAAGUGAUUGCUUCAUUACUGCUUUUGUAUUUUUGAUUUGUUUUGUUUUUGUCAUUAGAUUUUUCUUUCCCUGUCUCUUGGCCAAAAUCUGGACCCUCCCACCCCCUCAGUAUCAGUCCUUUGAAGCGUAGUAGUCAUCAUCUGUGGAUUUUCUUUCUUGCAGUAAAAGUCUCUGUGUCAGAAUUAAGUUCUUGUAAAUUUUGAUGUUAUGUUGUCCUAUCUCGCCUUCAUUCUUGCUGGUUGGGUUUGGAGCCGAACCUCAGGUCCGACUCAGCCCCAUACCAAAGCUCGAGAGCUUCAACUGGCUUGAGACUACAACCUGUCCCAUGAUGUUUAGCGGCUGUUCCCCAGAUCUCGUUUGCCGCUUGAAGCAUCGGGAUGGUCUUCGCUGGUUCAGGCUAGUAAUUUCUUUUAUUAUAUACCUUUUACUAUAUUUUCUCUCAAAAUCUUCAUAUUAGACUCUCUUAUACCUUCCCAAUCCAACUAGAGUGCUCGUGUGUUGUUAUUACUUGGGUGUGUCUUAGGUUGUUCUCCUUGGCCCCUUGUUUUUUCUCUUAUUCCCCUUAAAGAAUUUGUUUAAAUUAGAGGAUUCUUUCUAUUUAGCCCCUUUCUUUCUUCAGGACUUCUUUUCCUUUUUAUUACGGAGUCACCAUUUAAGUUAGAGGUGUCUCCUCCGGUUGGAAGAGACUGUCGUUUAGCUUAGAGACUUCUCCUCCUCUUAUCCCUUUCCUAAAAAAAAAAAAAUCUUUGCUUGCCUUUUUUCUAUUGCAGUUACUGUUAGCUGGUGGUGGUGGUGGUGUUGUUGUUAUUGGCUUAAAAGAUGUCUAAAGAACCUGUUAAGAAGUCGAGACAAUCUGGUUUUAAAAAGUGCGAUUCAUGCACCCAAAAAAUGUCUCUAACAGACGGCACCCAAAAAAUGUCUCUAACAGACGGACACACAAGUUGUGUGUAUUCUCUAGGAGCAGUCCAUCUUUAGGACUCUUGCUCCAUUUGUCAUGUCUUUAGUGCAAGGGUUUUACAGGAGAGGAAAAACAAACUCAUUUUGAGGGGGUUUGUUGAAAGGCUCUUUUGAAGAAGGUAUUCAGGCCUCAAAAUAAAUCGGAUAAGACAAAGAAUUUGGCUCCGGUGUCUGAGCCGUCAGCCAGUCAAAAAGAUACAGUAACUUCGGAUCCAAAGGCUUUCGGUUCUGACAAAUCUGGCCCUCCCUUGGUUCCAUCUGAAUCUGCGGAGCCGAAAAAGGAGUCAGUCACAGUCAUUGGAGCCAAUACACUUGGUGCCACAAUCUCCUCUAUUACAGUCGGUGGCAGUAGUCACAGUUCAUCGAUCCAUUCCUCUUGGUCCUCCAGGUUAUCGGACGAUGACAUGGACCUGGUGGUGAUGAGGUUCCUGCGGAUGCGGGCCCUAGCAGAAAUUCUUUCGAGCCCAACCCAUCGGAUCGUGGAGCCAACCACUGUACCUCAGAUACCAUCUAUUCCUCCUCCCAACUCGAUCGAUUUCAGUGCAAGAGUGUCAGGAAGUUGUUGUGCUGGAACCAGCGGAGCCAGUAAUCACUCACGAUAUCUCUGCUCUGAUCUUGUCGAUGCUGUCUUCCAUCAAGGGAUCUGGGAGCUGACACUUCCCUGGUCAGCUUCGGGGGGGGGGGGAGUCGAAUUGGACCCUUGUCAGAACUGACUCUCCCACUCUUCACUUCAGCGCAGGUGAGUUCGGCUCCCACAUCAGCAUUGGAGCCUGGGAGAUCUCCCAGUCCUUCGGGACUGGAGUCUCUGCCCAGGACCGCGGUGCCUUAGAGAUGCUGCAGUGUGUGCUCUCCACUGAGUUUGCUCCACCUUCAGCUCCAGACACUCUUCCCCCUAAAGGGCGAGCGUCUUCUGCUUCAUCUUCCCUCCAGCAGCCCCAGAGUGGAGAGUCAGUGCCCCAGGAAACCCCAGUGGGUGGAACCGUGGACCCUCCUCUUCCGACACCUCCCCGGAACAUUCCCCUGAGGUGGUCCCUCAGAAGAAGCAUUGUAAGAGGAAGCUCAUAAACUCCCCUGAGUCAGUCACCUCUGAUACUGACUUAGAGGAUUCUGAAGGGUCCCCACAGUCGCCCUCUGAGGAUGUCUCUUUUUCAGACAUCCUUGAGAUCCUUAAACAGAAGUGCGGCUGGAAAUCCCUCUCCCAUUCUGAGGAUGAGUCUGUAUACCUGGAGGCAUUUGGCUGUCGCCCCUCCACCUCUUGGGUGUAUCCGCCCUUCGACCUGCUCCUGGGUGUUGGGAGUCGGACGGUGUGGGACUUUCCCCGAGUCAGUGGACUCCAAUGUUCUUCGUGUUUCACUGUUGCUGUCAUCACAUUUGGGUUAUCUGCUUGCAGUAGCCCUCAG
Messenger RNA from Protopterus annectens (West African lungfish), 4542 nucleotides. RefSeq names its product POZ-, AT hook-, and zinc finger-containing protein 1-like. The transcript has 4 exons. NCBI's taxonomy places the organism in Eukaryota, Metazoa, Chordata, Ceratodontiformes, Protopteridae. The record is from RefSeq and is a predicted model, not a curated record. The coding region runs from base 1 to 867 and encodes 288 amino acids. Gene Ontology annotation, biological process: regulation of immune system process; negative regulation of transcription by RNA polymerase II; regulation of cytokine production.